GGCAGGAUUUGUACUUCAUCUCGACGGGAAACGGCAGGAAAAACUAAAUCAAAUAGACAAUGCUUUCAACAAUAUGGACAAAGCUAAAACUCUCUACGAAAAUUCUGUUUCGUGGAAAAAUGAAAGUUUGAAAGAAUUUCUUAUGAAAGACAUGGAGAACACUCUUGAUAAGUUCAACAUUAUCCGCCGAGAAGAUCAGUGUAAAGAGAGUGUCAUUGGAUCUCAGGGUGGGCGUGUCGUUGACAACCAUUGUCAAUUGCUAAUUCCUGAAGGUGGCCUUGAUCAUGAAGUUUCCUUCCAACUAAACGUGAAUGCAAAAAAGACAAAUUUGCCAAAUGAUGUUUUGCCAAUCAGCCCCGUUAUGGAAUGUAUUCCAAAGAUGGAGUUGUACGAGGCUGCAAAAGUAACUCUUCCACGUUGGUGCGAAACUGAUGACCCGAAUGUACAAGUUAUAAUAUUGUCUCACGCCAAAGAAGGAGAUCAAUGGAAGCCUAUCCACGAAGAGUGUUUGAGUAACGCCAAACAAGAUAUAAGAUUUUCAACUAAAUGGGUGAACAAAUUUGUCGCAACAGUUAAGAAAUGUCUCAUCCAUCACACCAUUUAUAAAUUACAUUCAGACGUUUGGUUCAGCCCAGAAGGUAACUUUGUUGGAGUUCUAUAUGUAAAAGAUAAGUCUGUUGAAGAAAUCUGGCGCAAAAAACUCGAGACCAAGAGAUACGAGCCGUCUAGACUGGUCACAAAUCCGAUAUCCGUGAAAGGAAGAGAUUUGAUUUGAAUGGAGUUGUCUGUCCCGCAGAGCAAUGUAGUUAAAUUUGAUAAAUUUUCUUCAGAUAUUUUCAGUGUGAAAGAAAACAUAGCCAAAAAUGAGCAUAGCUACUUUACUAACUUCUGCCUCCGUACACUUCCUGUUGGUGACGAACGAUUUACUCUGAAGUGUAUACACUCACGAGGAACAAGUUGUCGUUGAGGUGGAUUGGAGUGAAACAUGGACAGCCACACCAGGAAGAUCUAUCGAAGACGUUUUUCGAUACGAAAUCGUUCCUUCCUUUACUGAAGUCGAUACUUGGAGUAGAUUUGCAGAUUCCAGUAGCGCUCUCAAUUUGACAAAUCGUGAGAUCAACCAUAAUAUUGACUACGACGCGCCUUUGAAAGAACAAAAAUUGAAAUGUCUUCUGCUAUGGCAGGAAAAAAACAGAGGAUCGGGAAAAAGAAAAGGCGAUCAAACAGAUGAGCAGCUCAUCGAAUCAAUACGAAGGCUGACAAUUCUACAUCACGAAGGCUGAACAGUUUAUCAGUUAAAAUUCUAAUGCAUACGUCCGUUUCAUAUUUGACCCGGUGUGUUCUUUUUGUGUGUAUAUUCUUCAACUUGUUUACUAUCAUACCUUAAUGUGAGCGUGCUAUAUUUACUGUAUAUAUAUCACAAUAUAGUAAAUUUCUCGUACUUUGUGAUAGUACAGGUUUGGCGGAACUCGGAGUUACGCAGCACACAGCCUUAUUUAAGCAAAUUAAACGUGAUGUUCAUCUCGCAUAAGUAUGACAGUGCGACGUUGUUAGAGACACCGUAUGAAGAAUAUAACAAUAUAACGCACACAUUUACAGCAAGAUAUGAAUUUUGAACUAGCUUUCUUGUAGGUAUGAUUACAAAUUUCCCAAUAUUACGUAUAUAUAUUACAGGCUAUAUAACACAAGUACAUUCCCGAAACCGAUAAUGGAUAUUUCCAGUCGGGUAUUAUAAUCGCCACUGAAAAACCUACUGCAGAGACACCUUUGCAUAGUACUAUUGCCUCAGUCGGUCUGCAAAAUGAUAUAUCUUUCAAAUUGAAUAUUCUUACGACAGCAAAUAAAUCCCUACAUCUAUUUUCCACCCACCUCGACCACACGAUAGCAGCUCGAAUAAUAUACAAUGUUUUAUAGGCACAAAAUAAAAUGCGCUCCCCAUACGUACGCCGUUCUCACACCCAAGGCUGUGGCAUAGGAAAAAGACACUUAGCGUCAGUUGAGACUUCGGGUCGUAAAUAAUUGCGACUAACUCUAAGAAAAUCAAAUUUCGACAUGAGAAGUCGUCAGGCAUUAU
Messenger RNA from Styela clava, 2074 nucleotides. RefSeq lists its product as uncharacterized. The record is from RefSeq and is a predicted model, not a curated record. Lineage: Eukaryota; Metazoa; Chordata; Ascidiacea; Stolidobranchia; Styelidae.